Molecule: messenger RNA, 819 nt
Organism: Cryptomeria japonica (Japanese cedar)
Lineage: Eukaryota; Viridiplantae; Streptophyta; Pinopsida; Cupressales; Cupressaceae
Product: universal stress protein A-like protein
Exons: 4
Coding region: 132-626 (164 amino acids)
Source: RefSeq, a predicted model, not a curated record
CUGUGUGUCUAAAAAUAUGACCCAACUCGUUGGCCUGGAUAACAUUUUGGGGCUUAACUUUGGUGUAUAAAAUCCUGUCAGGAGCACUCAAACAACAAGUGAUAUACAACUACUUGAUCGAGUUGGAAAAAAUGGCUGAAGUUGUGGAUAAUCGUAAGCAGAGAAAAAUCAUGGUGGCGGUAGACGAGAGCGAGGAAAGCAUGUAUGCGCUCUCUUGGGCUCUCGAUUUCCUCUGUGUUGGUAACGUUCAGACAAAAGACACCCUUAUUCUUCUCCAUGCUCAACCCCUUCCCAGGGUUUACACUGCUACAGAUGCCACAGGAUACCUAUUCACAUCUGAUAUUAUGCAGUCCAUGGUGAGCUACCAGAAAAGCAUCACUGAAAGCGUAUUAGAGAAGGCCAAACGCAUUUGUACUGGAAAAAAUGUGUGUGUGGAAACUAGAGUGGGUGUCGGGGAUGCGAGGGAUGUUACAUGUGAGGAAGUAGACAAGGUUGAACCAGACUUGUUGGUGCUUGGAAGCCAUGGCUAUGGUGCUAUAAAGAGGGCGUUUUUGGGGAGUGUAAGCGAUUACUGUGCACACAACGCAAAGUGCCCAGUUCUAAUUGUGAAGUCUCCCAAGAAAUGAGAAAGAGAGUUUUUAAUACCAAGGCUAUGCAGUAUUAGGGUUGGACCCUACUGUCACUUUUUAAAUCAAAUUUGUGUUUUGUUUUCUAUAGGAAAUUGGGAUUUUACUUUAAACAGUCUCUCUUAUCAGGGCUGUUUAUUCUUUUGUAAAUUUGUAUUGUUUGAUAUAUGUAAAGUUCAUGGAUUUUUCCUAA